AUGUGUUGGUCGCCAAGUGGGCAAGCACCGGUUUGGCAGAAGAGGCACUGGGGCUGGCAUGUGAAACUGGGUAGUCGGGAGGAUCAUGCCUGCGAGACGUCGGGAAAACUGCCAAGUCACAGUUCGAUGCUGAAGGGUCGCCCUGACGAUGAGUUGAGGCAGGUUGGGAAAACAUGUUCACACCAAGUCAGAGAGUUGGGCAGGCCCGGGAUGGGUGUCAACUGUGGGCCAGUUAUUGGGGCGCACUACCACUUCCCUGGUCCACAGUCUCCCUCGCGUCGGUCGCAGGCACGCCAGAAACGGGAAGGCAUCCAUUUGUCGGGUCUCCUGGUCGGCGCCUCAGAGACUGGCUCCGAUUCCGGCGCCUCGCAGCCCUGGCAACCGGCCGAGCAGACAGAGGCCGAUUUCGGAUGGGUGUAUGACGCCGUCUUUGGCAACUCGACCCGGUCCUGCGUCUCGGAUGCGACCGCCAUCUGGGCCCACGUGUCGGGGGCGCGUUCGCUCGCCGAUUUCUGCGAUGACGACGAUGACGACGACGACGACGAUGACGCCGACGCAGGGGAGCUCGUCUGCCUCGGCGAGCCGUCGUGGGGCACUCGCUGCAGCCUGACCGACCCCUUUCGAGGCUCGGUCAACGGGACUUCGGUGGUGGACAACGAGCCGGUGAAGAUGCGCCCGGGCGCCGAGACGCGAUAUCGGCACCGGUCACGGUCACAUCGCCAGACCAGGCCCACCGGCAUCCCAAGGCAUUGGAGCGAUCAGGGACCUUGGACCAUUCCGGACAUCCGGCUUUCCAUCACCAUCCGCCUCUCCUCACAGCCUCCCACGGACGCUGGCCUUCAGGUGCCGAGGUUGGUCGACCCGGUGCCUUCACGCCCAGCGCAGAAGGCGGGCAAGACCUGGAAGAGCAGCAGAAUGGCGAAACGGCCCUCAGAUGCUGAGAUGAGUGUCUGUGAGGUCGCCCUCGUCUGCAAUCGUAAGCCACCUCAGACGUAUCCAAUGCUUGAUUUCCACUCCGCACCCCGUGACUGGGCCAAUCUAAAGUGUCCAAAUGUCUGCCUCCUCAGCUUUGUGCUGUGA
Messenger RNA from Protopolystoma xenopodis, 1080 nucleotides. NCBI's taxonomy places the organism in Eukaryota, Metazoa, Platyhelminthes, Monogenea, Polystomatidea, Polystomatidae. The record is from the annotation of a GenBank genome assembly.